Molecule: messenger RNA, 1024 nt
Organism: Olea europaea var. sylvestris
Lineage: Eukaryota; Viridiplantae; Streptophyta; Magnoliopsida; Lamiales; Oleaceae
Product: cyclin-J18
Exons: 9
Coding region: 11-721 (236 amino acids)
Biological process (GO): regulation of cyclin-dependent protein serine/threonine kinase activity; mitotic cell cycle phase transition
Cellular component (GO): cyclin-dependent protein kinase holoenzyme complex; nucleus; cytoplasm
Molecular function (GO): cyclin-dependent protein serine/threonine kinase regulator activity
Source: RefSeq, a predicted model, not a curated record
UCCUCCACAAAUGAGAAGCCAGCAAUGCUCAUGUCUGCGAUCCAGAGUAAUCGAGUUCCUCAUUCAAUCAGCUCAUUUGCUGGAAGUUUCUCCGAUCGUUAAAUACUCCGCACUGUCACUCUUAGCUGACCGCUUUUACCCUGUUCUCGUUAGAUUUCUCCGAGAUGGCAAGAGCCCAGACAACUGGCUUCUACUUCCGUUGAGAGAAAGCAAUUUACAGCUAUUUGGUCUUAUUUCAAUCUGGGUCUCAAGCAAAAUGCACGAUACUCCUCCCCUAUGCAUCAAAAACUUGAAGCCUUUGGCAGACAAAUACAUUAAGGAACAGCAUUUUACAACUAGAGAUCUUUUGGAAGCUGAGAUGACCUUUCUGCAGGUUAUUGAAUUUGGGAUCGGUGUGACAAAUAUUGCUUUUAACUUUGUUGAAGAGCUUCUUAUUCAAUUAAGGGAAGUUGCCCGAGUUGGAGAACAUGUGAAGUUUGAAGCUUGUAUGGAUAUCAUGGAUCUACUUUAUGAAAAGGAAGAAACAUCAGUUCUUUACAGAUCUCCCCGUUCUCUGGCUGCAUCCAUAUUGGUAGCUGCUUAUCUUAUUACUGUUCCUAAGCGGAAGUGGGAAUUCCCUGUUCUCCCUUGGGUGAAGUUCGUUACCUCGUGUAAAGAAGAGGAAGUUGUAGAUUGUGUCCGAUACAUUUUAAACCGUACAUUGGAGUAUCAACCACUUUGACAACGGCGAAUGGAUAAGUCUCCAUUUAAUUCAGCAGCCAAGGUACACAUGCAUUUUGUGAUCCCAAGCUAGUGGACAUAUGUGUCUAUUUCUAUAAACGCUUAUGAUCUAGUAAAAGGGUCCAGACAGGCUGGACCUAGACACCAAACAAGCCAAUAAAUUUCUACUUUUUUUGUUGUGGGACGCACUGCAACCUGUUUCUGAUUUCUUGGCAUUUUUAAAUUCUCAAUCUUCAGAUAAUGAAAACUAGACAAGGGCCUACCCAAUUGAAGUACAUUUUUUAUCGGUCGUCAUUUGUCAACA